AUGAGGUAUGAUGUGAUGAAAGAUGUAAAGCACAAAAGUGUUCAAAACGAAAGUCCUCGUGAUUUAAAGACUGAAAUUAGAAGUUUAAGAUUGGACCAAGAGGAAAUUAAAAGUCAAUCUAGUAGAUAUGAGCGUGAAAGUUUGAAACUGAAACAGUUACAAAUGGAGGAGGAUAGAAAGCAGCGAUUUAUGAUGGAAAAUAGACAGAGAUUGAACUAUGAAAUGGAAAUGAAGAGAAAAGCGGAACAUGAGUUAGUAGAAAGAAUCAAAAUAUUAGAGCAACAAGAGUUGGAACUGAAUAAAAGAAGGAAUGAAAAUGAAAGAAUUGAAAGAGAUUUAGAAAUGAGGAGAGAACAUGAAGAGGAAUUGAAUCAUAGAUUAAUAUUAUUGAAAGAGAAAGAACAGUUGCUUCUGGAUAAAGCUGAUAACAGAAAAACUGAAUUUAAUGAUCAAAACAAAAAGAAAGAGGAAAGAUUGAAAGGUAGAGAACAGAAAGCUGAAAGCGUUAUGUAUAAAGUUGGUUCACCAAAGAUACCAAACUUUGACGGAAAGCAUUUUGAGCAGUGGAAAGUGGAUGUUUGUAGUAUUCUAGAAAGUAAUGCUUAUCCAGAUCAUGCUGUAGUACAAGCAAUUAGAAACUCAUUGCAAGGAGAUGUAAAACAAGUUCUCUUGACUCUUAAACCCACUGCUAGUGCUGAAACGAUAGUGAAUAAGUUGAAAGAAGUAUAUGGUAAUGUGAAAACAGGUGAUAGAGUAGUAACGGAGUUUUAUUCAGCAAAGCAAAAAGAAGGAGAAUCAUGUUCGUCUUGGGGAGUAAGAGUAGAAACAUUGUUUCAACAGGCUGUUGAAAAGGGUGAAAUUGAUGAAGAGAAACGAGAUAAGAAGUUGAAGGAAAGAUUUUGGAGAGGAUUGAGAUCUGAAAAGUUACGAAUGACCACUAGAGUGGCAUAUGAAAGUAAAGACUCAUUUGAAUGUUUAAGGAGAAAGGCUAGGUCAGAAGAAGAGGAAGAGAAUAGUGAAGUCAGAGAAGAAAAUACGCGUAGUGCAUAUGUCAAUCAGAUAAGGGAUGAAAGUGGAAUGAAAGAACUCUUAGAAAGAUUGAAAUCCAUGGAGAUAGAAAUGAAAAGGUUGAAAGGGCAAAAUACUAGUUAUAGAGGAAAUAAUUACAACAGUAACUUCAGAAGACCCUUUAGAGGAGGGUACAGAGGUGGAAAUAGAGGAUUCAGAGGUAGAAGUGACGAUGGGAAAAAAGAGCAGAACAAGGAAACAGAAAAAGGACCAGAGCAGAAUGAGAAGUCUUUAAACGAGAAGAAGCUUUCAUCGGAGGGCACGAUGGAAGCGAAAAAGUAG
Messenger RNA from Mya arenaria, 1350 nucleotides. Its product is annotated as trichohyalin-like. The record is from RefSeq and is a predicted model, not a curated record. The transcript has a single exon. The coding region runs from base 1 to 1350 and encodes 449 amino acids. NCBI's taxonomy places the organism in Eukaryota, Metazoa, Mollusca, Bivalvia, Myida, Myidae.